Messenger RNA from Hydatigera taeniaeformis, 1782 nucleotides. The record is from the annotation of a GenBank genome assembly. NCBI's taxonomy places the organism in Eukaryota, Metazoa, Platyhelminthes, Cestoda, Cyclophyllidea, Taeniidae.
AUGCAUAGCAUCCACAAAAUCGGGCAAGCUCUGAGAGUUCGGUCUACUCUCUACGAUAAACUUAAGGAGCUUUACUAUCAUGAACAAAAUUUAUGGUAUCAUCGUCUGGACCUUCCUCUGAGUUGCACAGGUACCCUCGACUUUUCCCAGUACAUUACUCGAACCAGUCUGCGUUCCCUGAGCGACCUCAAUCAAAUCUAUUCUUCACCGAUAAACGUAAACAUCAGCUCCGUUAAAAAUCGGAUUAAAGAAUUCCUUACUUUGUGCCCCUUGCAACCCUAUUCAUCAUCCACUGAGAGACAGGAAUUCUUAAGCUCGUUUAUGGAGUGCAUUCAUUCAACCCUGACUGAGUAUUGUGAUCAAAGUUACUUGCGCACCGGAGCCACCCAAUCGAGCGUAGGUGCCAAGGUGGAGACGUUUUUCAAACGAUCCGGUUUCGCUGAUCUCUACGACACCACUCGCAUUGAGAAAGAAUGUCUAUCAGAGGAUGUCUGGGAGACGACCGAGGAAGCGAUUCUAGAUUCGGAAGAUCUGCUUCGCUUUCAUGUCCGUGGAAAGUUGGCCUGGCAGCUUCGUGCUGACUCACCUCUCCCACCGUUCGUCAGUUUAUCAGAGGAAUCCUGCUUUGAGGACAGAUUGCCACCCGACGGUAAGCUCUAUCGUCCCGAGGUCUUUGGUUUGGACCCUGUUGAUCACUACGAUUUCAGCUGCCUGCCCUUCGUCAACAACAUCCACUCGCCUGAGUACAUUCGUUCCGUGGCUGGUAAGGCUCUGGGUCUCACAUCCCUACCAAAGAACAGUUCGCCAUCUAAGGCUUGUCUCAUAAAUACCUUUUGCUCAACUCUUCUCGGCGUAGGCUACUGGCCGUCAAGUCCGUUUCUGCCUGAACCGGUGAGCGAAGAGCCCUGCAAAUUCGGCCUUCUAGGUGUGGUUGACGUAACACCCUCAUCAGAACAAAGUCAUUUCCAUUGUAUCGAUGGCUUUGCCUCUUCCGACUCCUUAACUUGUGAGGCCCUCUCUACUGGUAUCCUGACUGCCUUUGCUUGGGCCAGUGCUGUAGCCUAUAACCAAGGCUUUACACUCUACAACGAGCUUGAAAGUCCCUUCAGCGUGCAGUUGCUACUCUUUGACGCCAUUUCAGCCACGUGGCAACUUGUUGCAUAUCAGUUGAAUUCCCUAUGUUCUCUUUGGAAGGCUUCGGAUGCCGGCGACCCUUUCAACCUCCUCUGGAAUUCACCUCGUCUUCCUAUGUUCACUUCCUUCGGUUCGACAGAUCCUGCUUCUCUUCAAGCGCAUCGUCUGAACUCGGAGGCACUGGACUUGUUGAUCCGAGCCAUGUUGCUUAAACCAACACUAGCAGAGAAGGGAGCGCAUAGGCAAUCGCGCUUAAUCCCCAACUCAAACAUUGAAGAGAGGGAGACAAAUGUUGAGACGGUGGAGUCGACAGGUUGCGAAGCAGUUAAACUAACAGGAGCAGAGCAUGCGGCUCUUCUUGCGGCUGAAAGCGAAGAAACGAAUGUUAAAGGCCACCCAAUUCGUGCUUACUCUCACCCUUCACCACAUCCCAACGAGGUCUUCUUUUUAAAGCUCACGGAAAAAGCGGAACUGCUGCAGGAGAUGCGCGAGAAGAUGCCGGCGUUUGGAGGAGCACAGAGUUUCUUCUACGAAGAGGGCAGCGUUGUGCCACUAGAAAGUAGGGAGGCGUUACGCCAAUUCCGUCUUGAUCGCCGUGCUAGGACUGCACAUAGCAAGAUCCUUCGGCGUCCGCCGCGGUGGCGAUAG